AGACAGUCUCCUGAUUAUUGACUGGUCGUGUGCAGCAGCAGAGCUCAGCCUCCCACUCUCUCGGUUCAGGCUGAAAAUGACUCAGACAUAUGGGAGAGUUUCUGUGUGUGUCACUCAGGGCGGCUUUCACUGUGGAGAGGCGACUCGGCGAGGCGGUGUGUGUAUCUGCAGCCCUCGACUGGAUUAGUAACAUUUCAGGCUGACUGGCUCUGCUGGCCGCGGGGAGGCACCUGUACGGUGGUAGCGGCGGCGGGGAGUGAAGGCGGCGGUAGGAGCCGCUGCAGCAGCGGGAGGAGCUCGACCCCGGAGCCGCUACUGCUCCAGUCCGGCCUCGCCGGAGCGAUUUCCCGCGCUGCAGCCGCGCCCGGGUCACGGAACAGCGGCGUCUCUCUCUCUCUCUAUCUGUCUGUGGUUCUGCUGAAGGAGUGAGUGUGAGACCUGGAGCCGACAUGGCCCGAGGAAACGAGGAGUCCGCCAACGGGUCCUGGAAGAAGCAGGUCGAUGAUAUUAAGAAGAUCUUUGAGCUGAAGGAGAUCCUGGGGACGGGGGCGUUCUCUGAAGUGGUUCUUGCUCAGGAGAGGUCUACAGGAAAGAUGUACGCAGUGAAAUGCAUCCCCAAGAAAGCUCUGAGAGGAAAAGAGAGCAGCAUUGAGAAUGAAAUUGCUGUACUAAGGAAGAUCAAGCAUGAGAACAUAGUUGCCCUGGAGGACAUUUAUGAAAGCCCCAACCACCUGUACCUCAUCAUGCAGCUCGUCUCCGGAGGAGAGCUGUUUGAUCGGAUUGUGGAGAGAGGCUUUUACACAGAGCAGGACGCCAGUGCUUUGAUAAAACAAGUUUUGGAUGCAGUUAACUACCUCCAUUCACUGGGUAUAGUGCACAGAGACCUCAAGCCAGAGAAUUUGCUAUACUACAACCAAGAUGAAUCCAAAAUCAUGAUUAGCGACUUUGGCCUGUCCAAGAUGGAAGGAGCUGCAAAUGAUAUCAUGUCCACAGCCUGUGGAACUCCAGGAUAUGUUGCUCCAGAGGUCCUGGCACAGAAGCCCUACAGUAAAGCAGUUGACUGCUGGUCUAUUGGUGUUAUUUCUUACAUACUACUCUGUGGUUAUCCUCCUUUUUAUGAUGAGAACGACUCCAAGCUGUUUGAGCAGAUCCUCAAGGCUGAUUAUGAGUUUGAUUCACCAUAUUGGGAUGAUAUCUCAGACUCAGCAAAAGAUUUCAUCAGUAACCUGAUGCUGAAGAAUCCAGAGAAGAGGUUCACAUGUGACCAGGCACUCCUGCAUCCCUGGAUAGCUGGAGACACUGCUCUUCGUAAGAAUAUCCACGAGUCAGUGAGUCGGCAGAUGAAGAAGAACUUUGCUAAAGCCAAAUGGAGACAAGCUUUUAAUGCUACAGCAGUGAUCCGACACAUGAAGCGUCUGCAGCUGGGCAGCAGUUUAGGCAGCAGUAUCGACUCCACCCAGCACAGGAACCAGAACCAAACUCCCGCGCCUAUAAAGAGCCAGUCUGUGGAUGUAUCCUCCAUCAGCCACAAGGACUAUGCAUCCCAGAGAGGUUCAGGGGCGAAGGAGAAGAGAUGUACACGGCCUUCCACCGUCACCACAAUCAUCACCGGCUCCAAGUGACCCAGCCAUCUCUGAAGACAACAGCACCUUCAGACUUAUGAAACACUCUCUCCAUUAUCCAUUGGUCACUUCCUCCAGAUCAGUCUUUGAUCUGGCAGCUGCCAGUCUGCAGCACUGGGUUCACUCCUUGCUGUGCCAGACGGUGGCAUGCCCUAAUUGAGGAGCUCAGACAAAAUGGUGGGAUCAGAGUCUACUGCUGAUCAAAGCUGCUGUUGACCUGCUUGGUACGUGUUUUGUAUUGUGGAGCUGAGGUUGACUAAUGCACUACGGAGGUGAAGGACUAUUUAAGGCUGCUUUUAGUCGGAAAAUAUGAAGAAAUGUCAUUAAGGUAGAUUUAUUUAAUAUGGUCUGUUCACUUCAGCUGGUUUAUAUGAGUUGACCAACCAGCUGGAGCAGCAUUUUCUGCUAAAAACCAAACGAGAUAUUAGAUGAUGGCAUGCAGCACAGGUUAGGUUUAAAUUAGGUUUUCUCCUUAACUGGGCCUGCAUUUUAAGGUAACAUCCAAUCCAGAUAUAGUUUUUUGACUGGUCACAUGACCAGCUGUGAGUGAGUAAAGAAUAAAGCUGAAACUAAAAUGUUUUUAUUGCAUUUCUAUUGAUUUAAGAUCCAUUCUAUGUUUACAAGAGAGCAGUAAUUUGUUUAUUUGAAAGUGAAACAAGUCAAACUGUAAUAUUAGAGCAUAAUUUGUAUCCAAACAACCACAUAACUCCUGCCCAGUUACCCAAAGCAUUGUACUGUAAAGACCCCAGAGUGUGUAAAUGGAUUGAUUGGCACGUACAGUGUUGUUUGUGGUAUUGAUUUUGGUAAACACACCACAAAAGUUUCAUUUUAUUUCUGAACUGUGCAUAAAUCAGUCAGUAAAAUAGAAUGUGUACUGUAACUCUAGUGCUGAUACGUACGGUUUUCUUUUUCCACUCUCUGUGGGUACUGGUGAAGUGUGAUUUGUUUGAUGAUGUAAAAUGUUUUGGUAUGAAGUGUUAUCUGGAGUGUGUAUUGUUGAAGGUGAAUGGACAUAUAUAUAUAUAUUUACAUAUAUAUUUUUCAUGUACACUUGAUUAUAUUUGGUUUGCUAUAGAAUAGUCACCGCUGUUUUUUCAUGUAAGUAAAAUGUAGGCUAUACCUGCUCUCAGGAGUAUGUUUGAAGGUAGUUGCCAGUGAUUCAUUACAAACAGAUUAGGGAUGCAAUGAAUUUUGGGCAACCAGAAUUAUUUGGCUGAAAAUGGCAAAAAAGCACUUUCAGUAUUUAGAUAAAUAAGUAGAAAAAGAAUUAUACCAGACCAUCAAUUUAAUCACCAGGUUUGACCCCAGUUUCCUCCCGUAAUUCACUCUUACUUAUCCUUCUUUUUUAGUAAUCAUUUUUGAUGCUAAGGCUCUCCCUGGAACCUUUACUCAGCAGAUCAUCAAAGUCACACUGAGAUAUUAUAAAAUAAAUUUUAAAAGUGUACUCCAGUCAGUUGGGAAUGCGCACUACCUAAACUUUUCAAAUUUUCUAUUCGACUGACACCACCAAUUUGAACUCUUACCGGCCAAGGCCCUGCACUGUACUGGGUAAGUACAUGCCAAUAUUAUGAUUUUCUGAGUAGAAUAUACAGAUAUCAUAUACAUAUCAUAUCAAACAGCAACCCUAGCAAACCAGCAUUGUAUGAUUAACCCACUGUAUGAUCAACCUGUAUAAUUCUGUCUUCUUUGCAGCCAUGUUAAAUGGUUAAAGAUGACCUCUUUAACCUCAACCUGUACACGAUUAACUAUCAGCGAGUAAUCCAGCUCGAAAACAGUUAGCAUCUCAGCUAACUGGCCUUGUUUGGUAAAUAGGAGUUCCCCACUGGGAAGUUGCCCAGGAAAUCCAUUCCUCCUUCAUGAUUUGUAGUGGGAAAAACAACAUCAGUUGGCUGAGAUGAUAACUGAUUUUGAGCUGGGUUACUCGCUGAUGGGUUGGUCGUGCAGGUUGAUACCAAAGUUCCUGAGUUGAGGUCAUCUUUAACAAUUUUAACAUAGCUGUAAAGAAGACAGAAUCAGGAAGGUAUGUAAUCGUAUAUUUUUAAUGGUGCAUCUGCUGUUCAUUUUUGUUUGUGCACCUUCUUUUAUUCUGUAAUCUAUGCUCAUUUAACUUGAAAUGAAUAAAAAUAAAUAAAAACCUGUGUUCACUAUUCA
Messenger RNA from Astyanax mexicanus (Mexican tetra), 3773 nucleotides. It is a transcript of the gene camk1db, whose product is annotated as calcium/calmodulin-dependent protein kinase 1Db. The transcript has 11 exons. Gene Ontology annotation, cellular component: intracellular anatomical structure; cytoplasm. The record is from RefSeq and is a predicted model, not a curated record. Gene Ontology annotation, molecular function: calmodulin binding; ATP binding; calcium/calmodulin-dependent protein kinase activity. The coding region runs from base 450 to 1622 and encodes 390 amino acids. Gene Ontology annotation, biological process: peptidyl-serine phosphorylation. Lineage: Eukaryota; Metazoa; Chordata; Actinopteri; Characiformes; Acestrorhamphidae.